Molecule: messenger RNA, 1578 nt
Organism: Parnassius mnemosyne (clouded apollo)
Lineage: Eukaryota; Metazoa; Arthropoda; Insecta; Lepidoptera; Papilionidae
Source: the annotation of a GenBank genome assembly
AUGGGUGAUUUACAGCAAAUACGUGUUGAGGUUAACAAUGCAUUUAAACUUAGUGGUUUCACAAUUCGUCGAGAAGCAUGUACUUUUGUUGCCGAACAGCUUGCUGCUCUAUCACACCAGGAGCGACAGAAAAUGAUCGACAAACUUACAGCUCAUCUUCUCCAUCAAUGCCUUUCAGAGCCUGUAUUAGAAAAACAACACUUGGAAGUUGCUUUUAGAGAGUGUUCAUCGUUGGGAUUAGAAGAAACUGAAUCAAUACUAAAUGUUAUUGAUGCAUUUAAUAUACCAAAGGUGUGUUAUGAUAAUGAAAGAAAGAAAUUUGUGAAAGAUGUGACUGCAAGAAACAAUUUAUAUCCUGAACCGAAAUGGAGAGCACAGAUGUUAGUUGACAGAUAUACAGUGAUCUGGCAGAGGACUGCUCGGAAUAAGUUGUUUGCAAAGGAAACAUUACCUUCAAUGGAAAGUGAAAAUCGGUUUCAGUUACGUACAAUAGAGGUUCUGCUCAGUUCAUCAAGUAGAAUAAAUGAGGUUAUUGUGCUGGGCCUUCUCACACAACUCACUGAAGGUAAAUUUUACUUGGAAGAUCCAACUGGAAGUGUACUAUUAGAUAUGAGUCAAACAAGAUAUCAUUCAGGAUUGUUCACUGAAAACAGUUUUGUACUCGCUGAAGGUUAUUAUGAUGACAAGGUUCUAUAUGUUAUGGGUCUUGUUCUGCCACCAUCUGAGAGUAGGGCAACUUCACUACCAUACUUUGGCAGCUUAAACACAUUUGGUGGUAAAUCUAAAACUUUACUGAAAAACUCUCAAAAUCUUCUAAAGAUUGAGCAGGAAAAUGAGGAUGGCAUGAUCGUGUUUCUCUCAGAUGUUUGGUUUGACAACUUGAAAGUUAUAACAAAGUUAAAAGCUCUUUUUAAUGGAUAUAAUGAAUUUCCACCAAUUGCAAUAGUGUUCAUGGGUGAAUUUCUAUCAUGUCCUUAUGGUUAUGAACAUAGCACACAGCUAAAAGCUGCCUUGACACAUUUAGGCGACAUUAUUUUUCAAUUUACAAAACUCCGAGAAACUUGUAAAUUUAUUUUCAUACCAGGCCGUGGUGAUCCAGCUGCGGCAAAUAUAUUACCAAGACCAGCAAUUCCGAACUCUGUUACCAAGGACAUUAGAGAAAAAUUGGGUGAUUCUGUGGUCUUUACAACCAAUCCAUGCAGGAUUCAAUAUUGUACACAGGAAAUUAUUGUACUCAGACAGGACUUGGUAACAAAAAUGUGUAGGAAUUCUAUCCAUUUUCCAGAUACGGGUGAUAUUCCCGAUCACUUAACGAAGACGCUUUUAAGUCAAUGUACAUUAUCACCGUUAUCAUUAGCAAUCCAACCUGUUUAUUGGAAACACGCUGAUGCAUUAAGUUUAUAUCCUAUGCCUGAUUUAGUUGUUGUUGCAGACCAUUUUCAACCAUAUACAAGGGCCUAUCAGAAUUGCCAAGUGAUUAAUCCUGGAUCAUUCCCUCGGACUGAAUAUUCAUUCAAAGUGUACAUACCUUCAUCUAAAACUGUUGAGGAUUCUCAAAUACCAAAAGAGGAUAUAUAA